AUGGUCGAAUAUAUUCCUGUUCCGGACCCGAGACAGCUACUUGCGCCGCUACUUGCUUGCCUCCCUCUCGCCUUUGCGUCCUCUCGGCCGCCGCCAGCGCUGCUUGCUUUGCUUUCUCCGGUGCUUCGACAGCGAGUGCAGCUUCUGGGAUCUGGCUCUACCUCGUCUCCGGAGACCUGGCUUCGACUGCUGUGCUGGGGACCCCGCAAUGGGGCGGAGCUGGAGAGGAUAGUCGGAGAGGGAGAGGAGUCGUUUGAGCCACAUCCGGUGUCUGGAGAGAUAGAGAUACCUGAUGAUAUCACGAUAACGUAUAAACGGUUUGAUGCUGAGACGUUGCGUUCCUGUCUACCGUUGGACGAGUUCGAGCUCACCGUGCUAUACGUAUGGUGUCCUACAGACCAAGAGGGCGGUGGUCCGGGUUGGAGAGUUGCAGAAGUCCUACCACUUGACGCUCUCAAAGACGAAGAGGACACAUGGGUUGGUUCGAUCGAGCAGGCCAACAAGGUGGUACAAGAAUUGGCGCCCAAGGAAGCUUCAAAGGCGGCAGAGCCGAGCGCAAAGGCAGUUGCUAGCCGCCAAGAGCAGGAUGAGGCAGACAAGGACGACGAGGACGACUACUGGGCACAGUAUGACAAUGUUCAAUCACGGACGCCGGCGAACGGUGCAGCCAACAUGGCACAACCCCAGAGCAACGGCCACGGCGGGGAGCAGAUGUCUGAUACGGCAUACUAUAGCCAAUACUCCAACGUUCAGCCUGCCCUCGACAACGACGACCCCACGGUCGACAAGAACGACAUUGGAGACACUUCUCUUGACGGCAGCACCUUGGACGACAUCUUCAAGCGGCAAAUGGAGAAUAUCAUCCACCAACACAAGGCGGAAUCCCAGUCGAAGCCCAGCAACGAGGAACGGGGAAGACAGCCGGCCGACUCAGACAUACCGCUCAGCCACCCACGCCCUGCCUCCGCCUCCUCCUCGAACAGGUCAGACGCGAUAUCUAAACUCGAGUAUUCCGCAGAGUGUCAGUCGGCCUCUGAAAUGGCUAUUCGACAACACAUCUCUACCAACGUCAAGAGUAUGUUCCGGCUCGCGAGGGCGUCCGGCAUAUCUAGGGCGGAGUACCAGGCGAUGAUAACGAGGGAGCUCGACGUGCUCGAAAUGAUGGAACAUGACGAUGAUUAA
Molecule: messenger RNA, 1182 nt
Organism: Arthroderma uncinatum
Lineage: Eukaryota; Fungi; Ascomycota; Eurotiomycetes; Onygenales; Arthrodermataceae
Exons: 1
Coding region: 1-1182 (393 amino acids)
Source: RefSeq, a predicted model, not a curated record